GAAGCCAGUUUUUAUUAGUGGUACAUAUUCAAUUUUCUCCCUCUCCUCCCUUUAUUUUUGCUGGAGCCGACAAGGGCAGAGGCGAGGCAAGGCAAGGCAAGGAGGGAGAGAGGCGGCCUCCGGCCAUGGAUCCCCUCAUAAAGCUCCUUGACGACGACGUGGACGAGACCAUGCACUCGGGCGCCGACGUCGAGGCCUUCACGGCGGCGCUCAACCGCGAGGUGGAGGGCAGCGGCGGCGCGAGCACCAGCGCCGCGGCCUCCUCCUCCCAGCCGCUGGAUCACGGCGCCGGUCUUGUGCCUCAGGAGAGCAAUUCAAUGUUCACCCACAAUCAUGAACAGUGGCAGGGUUCAGUAAAGAAUGAAAUUGGAAACCAGGAGAACCAACAACAGGAACAGAAACAUUUGCAUCAUUCAAAUGAGCAGCCAUCUAGGCCUGAACUGGUAUCUGGGGGUGCUGAUAAUAAACAAGACCAGCCAAAGGUUAAGCAAGAGCCAGGAAACAGUUCUCAACAAAGUAAUUCUGGUCAGAAGCAGCCUUUGCAACAGAUGAGGAGUCAACAAACACCAAGCACAAAUCAAACUAAUAGUGCUCCUACGGUGGGGAAACCUCCUGUUGUUACAUUUCAUAUGUUAAUACCAAUUUUGAGACGGCACCUUGACAAAGACAAGGAUAUGCAAGUUCAGUCCAUUUUUACAAAGUUGCGGAAAAAUGAAGUUAGCAAGGAACACUUUCUCAAAGUUGUAAGGACUAUUGUUGGCGAUAAGUUGCUCAAACAAGCUGCUGCACAAUAUCAAGCUCAGGCUGCUCAUGGGCAACGGAAUCCACAGACAAAUCCAAGCAACUAUUCUUUGUUAAGUCAAGUUUCCAAUCAGCAGAAUGUUCCCAGUGGUUCUACGUCAGGAGUUGAGCACAAAUCAUAUCCGUCAGCUCAUUCCAUUCCUGCAAACCAAGCUAGUGACAGCCCAAGACCACCUUUUUUCCGACCUUCUUUGUCAGGCCAAAUGCAAAGUAACAUGGGCUAUCCAUCUUCAGAAAGCAAUUUGCAAAAGGUUAAUGAAUCUAGUAACAUGUCAGAUGUGAAAGGGGGGCAUAUGCUCAGCCAUCCACACAAUAUACAAUCAGCCCCAGGGCAAGCAACACAGCAUCCACAAACAUCUUUACCUGUGCUUGGGUCAAAUAAUAUUCAUGCUCGUCCAUUGCCACGACCAGUUGGAGGUCCAAUUGUACCACUUAGACCACAAAUGGCAGAUUCCAGUCAAAGAGGACAAUUAGUCCAGGGAGCUGUUACCUCAGUGACUGGGAGCAUGGCAGCACGACCAACGUUGCAAACUAAUAUAUCUCCAUGGCAACAAGUAAACAAAGAGCAGAAAACUAAAUCUUUCCCUCCAACAGAACACACAAAUAAGGGUGUUGGUGUUCCUGAAAACCAACCAUCAACAUCAGGUACUUCUAAAUCUUUCAACACAACAAACUCAAGUCAGCCUCAUCGAUCUCAUGGCACUCAAGCAGAACCAAACAUGCAGAUCCAACCUGCUACACAAACACCUCCCCCUGCAGCAGCUUCUAAAACACCUCAAAAGAAGGCAUCUGCUGGACAGAAGAAACCUUUGGACGCUUUAGGCUCAUCCCCUCCACCAUCUAGCAAAAAGCAGAAGACAUCCGGAGGUUAUCAUGAUCAAAGUAUUGACCAGCUGAAUGAUGUUACUGCAGUUAGUGGUGUUAAUCUGAGGGAAGAAGAGGAGCAACUUUUCUCUGCUCCAAAGGAGGAGAGUCGAGUUUCAGAAGCUGCUCGGAUGGUCGUACAACUUGAAGAAGAAAAACUCAUCCUACAAAAGGGUCCUCUGAAAAAAAAAUUAGCAGAGAUCAUGAGGAAAUGCAAUUUGAAGAGCAUAGGCAGUGACGUGGAGCGAUGUCUAUCGAUGUGUGUUGAAGAGCGGUUACGAGGAUUCAUAAGCAAUACAAUAAGACUUUCAAAACAGAGGGUUGAUCUUGAAAAAUCAAGACAUCGAAUUUAUCCUUUGUCUUCAGAUGUUCGUAGUCACAUUUUGAGGGUGAACAGAGAAGCUAGAGAACAGUGGGACAAAAAGCUGGCCGAAGAUGCUGAAAGAAUCAGGAAACAGAGUGAUGGAGAUGACAAUGCUGUGGUUGAUUCAGAGAAGGACAAGAAUGAGAGUCGUAGCACAUCAAAGCAUGCUAAGACCUAUAAGGCGGAAGAUGAUAAAACGAGAACAACAGCUGCAAAUGCUGCUGCACGAGUUGCAGCAGGCGGAGAUGACAUGCUUUCAAGGUGGCAGUUCAUGGCUGAAAAAAAGAAGAGCAAAUGUGAUGGUGAUGGUUCUUCUGGUUCCAUGCCAGGCAACAUGUUGCCUCGUACGUCUUCACCGAAACCUGGAAAAGGUUCAAGAGAACAACAGGAAAUUGAAAAGACAGGUGGUGUUAGAAGAUCAUCACACGUAAAAGUGACCCGGAGCAUUACGGUGAAGGAUGUGAUCGCAGCACUUGAGAGGGAACCUCAGAUGUUGAAAUCCUCUUUGCUGUUCCAGCUAUAUGGGAGAUCACCAGCAGAAUCAUCUGCGAAAUAGUUGCAGUAUAACCAUUGCAUUUCGAGUUGCAGUGUUCAAUUUUGGUUGUGCUCUUGGGGGCAUUGUAUUGAGUAGAAUGGUUGAUAGAAGAUGAGUCUAAUACCAAGCGAUGGGUUUGAUUGGUUGAUAAAUCAUUUUUGCAGGAUUUAACAAUCACUAGUGAACCGACAUCAUCAGCCAUUUUUUUUAACGAGAAUAGUGUGCAUAUGUGUUCUUUUAUCUCAUGAAUAAUAUUGUAAUCGCUUCCUAUGUCAGGCAUGAUAUAAUAAACAGCAUCAAGCUCAUUAUGUAGAGCUGAUACCUGAUUGUGUAGUUAGCUCUUUUUUUCCACUAAGAUAAUUGAAUUACUCUCAUGUA
Molecule: messenger RNA, 2942 nt
Organism: Oryza sativa Japonica Group (Japanese rice)
Lineage: Eukaryota; Viridiplantae; Streptophyta; Magnoliopsida; Poales; Poaceae
Product: transcription initiation factor TFIID subunit 4b
Biological process (GO): transcription initiation at RNA polymerase II promoter
Cellular component (GO): transcription factor TFIID complex
Molecular function (GO): RNA polymerase II general transcription initiation factor activity; protein heterodimerization activity; DNA binding
Source: RefSeq, a predicted model, not a curated record